Molecule: messenger RNA, 625 nt
Organism: Magallana angulata
Lineage: Eukaryota; Metazoa; Mollusca; Bivalvia; Ostreida; Ostreidae
Exons: 3
Coding region: 77-625 (182 amino acids)
Source: RefSeq, a predicted model, not a curated record
CUUACCUCGCUCAGACCUGAAUCCAACCAACGGACGGUUCUCCUGCAUUGAGUGCGCAAAGUUGUGUGCAGAUCAGAUGUCUUGUAAGACUUUCUUCCACAAACCCGCAGAUAUGAUUUGUUAUCUUUACAAUUAUCCAUCGAUGGAAUACACAGAAACAUUCCCGGAAUCGGGGAUUAAGGUUUAUAAGAUGAAAGGAUGUUCUUGGCCUGAAUAUGAUGUAUUGAGAGAAAUAGGAGUGUGCCUGAAGUUUUACGAGACAACAAAUUCUUCGUUUACGUAUGAAACGACAGUGUGUAAAGAAAAUGGUGGAGAAUUGAUAUCACUGGAAACUGAUCUUAAAAUCGAUUGCCUUUCAUCCUACUUGCUUCUACAGUUCGGAAGAGGAGUGGCUGUCUCUGUUGGACUUGACAAUUCUGCGGGCUGGAAAUGGGUCAAUGGUCAGCCACUGGACAUCAGCCAUCCCAAUGUGUCCGUUGAGAUCAAUGAGCAUGACAGGAACAUGGCUCCUUGUGACAGCAACUAUUGCAGAAUAUUAUCUGUUAGUUUUGAGAUUGUAAGGAUAUAUGAUAACUGCUGCAAUAAUAUUAAGCCCAGGUUUGUGUGUUCCAUACCUUUUAGGUAG